Messenger RNA from Aspergillus wentii DTO 134E9, 3691 nucleotides. RefSeq names its product vacuolar protein sorting-associated protein 54. NCBI's taxonomy places the organism in Eukaryota, Fungi, Ascomycota, Eurotiomycetes, Eurotiales, Aspergillaceae. The record is from RefSeq and is a predicted model, not a curated record. Gene Ontology annotation, molecular function: syntaxin binding. Gene Ontology annotation, biological process: Golgi to vacuole transport; retrograde transport, endosome to Golgi. Gene Ontology annotation, cellular component: GARP complex. Bases 261 to 3458 code for a protein of 1065 amino acids. The transcript has 3 exons.
CUUUCAUGCUGCCAAAGAGCAACCCCAUGUUUGACGGUGCCUGAGCGACGUUGCAGCUUCAUUCGAAUUUCGUCGGUGUUUUCUUCCUUAUCUAUUGCUUUGCGCUGCAGGUAUCCGGAGCCUAGUGGUGGAAGCGAUUGGUACGCGGUCGCCGAUCUCCGCUUUGAGGCUAUACAGCUGUCCUCUGUCAUGUUUAGAUAACGAACAACCAUACGAUUAAUACAGUGGCCGCCGGAGUCGAGGCUUUCGACUUGAACGAGAUGUCCGCGAGCCCGCGAAAGUCGAUCGAUAGUCUUGCCUCAGGCGCAUCUACGCCUUCGUUAUCACACCACUCGUUUAAUUUGGACUCCCCCCGGGUUCCGCCCCAAAGAGCCCCCCUGAGGCGAGGGUCGACAGCCAGUUCGGUAGCUAGCAUUGGGGGCGUUCUUGAUUCGUCUCACCACCAUGGAUCGAUAGCAGAAUCGGGGCAGAAUGCAAUUUCUACCCUCCUUCAAUCUCCGAUUGUCCGUACAGGACUGGUCCCCCAUACCGCCGUAUCGUCUACCGGAUAUAAACUUCCGACCUCUCGAGAUAUUCCCCCAGUUACGUUAACGAAUAUUCCUCAUGUCGAGGGAAAGGUCUUUCAGCCGUAUCUGUCGCAGGUCGGGUCGUUGUACGAUGUAUUCCAGCUGGCAAAAGAAACUCCGGAUCAGGAUUCGCAACUGGCGCGGGGAAACAAGUCCGCUUCCAGGCAGGAGGAUAACGAAUCUCUAAAACCAAGGUCAAGGGAACGUCGUCCAUCAGUGAUGUCAACCAGCUCCCGUGCAUCCUCACCAUACGACAGUAAGGGUAGGAGACGGUCAUCCGCUGGACGAGGGCGAGGCCCCGCGGUUACCCCACUAUCUACCAUCCCACCGGUCUAUUUCGACGAUGCCUUUCACCUUGAGAACCCUCGAACAUUUGAUGUUGUAUCAGAGAAAUCAGAGGUAGUCAGGCCGCCAAAUGAAGGUGGGGCAGAGCCAGCUCCUACUGGAAGAAAGGCGCUUGCUACAAAUGCCAUCUUACAGGAGAAGCUUUCUUGGUACAUGGACACAGUGGAAAUCCAUCUCAUUUCAUCUAUUUCGACUGCAUCCAAGUCUUUCUUUACAGCACUAGGAUCACUGCGUGAGUUGCACUCAGAGGCUGCUGAUUCCGUAAAAAGAAUACAGGUCCUGCGGAAAGACUUGCAGAAGAUUGAUCGAGAAAUGGCUCUGGGUGGUCUUAAGAUAGUCAAUCUACGACGCCGACGAGAGAACAUCCGAAUGCUCGCUGAUGCAGUAUCCCAGCUUCGAGACGUGGUUGAAUCAGUUGCUCGGUGUGAGGAAUUGGUCGAGAGGGGUGAGAUUGACGAAGCUGCGGAUAGUCUAGAGGAGGUUGAGAAACUGAUGGCUGGGGAGCAUACGGUUGAGCAUCCUGGCGAGGGCGAAGAGCAAGAACACCCGAGAAAGCCGGUCGAUCUACGACGACUGAAGGCCCUUGAGGGCGCCUCAGAUGACCUUGGACAACUACGAUAUCGGAUCGGUACGGGCUAUGAGAACCAGUUCUUGAAUGACUUGCUGGGGGACUUGAGGCAACACGUCGAAAACGCUCCAUCGGACGUUACAAUACAGCGAUGGGGCUUCUCGUUUCAAAGACAACGUGGGACUCCGCGUCCUGGUGCUGCCACAUCCCCUGCAUAUAUGACCUUUGACGAUCAAUUGAGGUCAAGGUUGUUCCAGCAACUCACUGGUCUCGCGCGUGCAAACCAUACGACUCCUGCGGCAACCUCCUUUAAGACAGCGGUGCUUCGGGAGAUGAAAGCUCUUAUUCGCAAACAAAUGCCUAGCUCCAGUGACGAUGAUAAUGAGUCCAUGGUUUCGGUAUCCACCCACAGGUCUCAGCAGCUGAGCCAGCAAGAGAAGUCAUCAAUUCUUGCCCGUAACCUCCGUGCUCUAGACUCAGGUGAUGCGUACAACAUGUUGGUUCGAGUUUACACUGGAGUCAGUGAGUCACUCCGGAGACUCAGUGUUCAAGUCAAGGUGCUUCUUGACAUCGCAAGUGGCUUGGAGACUCCCCCGCCAACUAAGGGCUCAAACCCGGCGAACAAGAGCAAUGGAACAAGGUCCAGAUCAGAAAGUGGCGCAGCAGCUGCCCAGGAAGAAAUAUUACAAGUUCUGGAUAUGUCUAGCCUGCUUGGACAAGCGGUAGAUAUUGCACAGUCUCAGAUAACCAAGGUGCUCAAGGUGCGAUCCGAGCAGACAUCCCAGUUAUCAAAGGAAGACUUCUUGAAGUACUUCACACUUAACCGGCUAUUUGCCGAUGAAUGUGAAGCUAUCUCAGGAAGAGGUGGCACAGCUCUGAAGACAGUCGUUGGAAACCAAAUUCGAGACUUUAUCAACAAAUUCAGUGAGAAACAAAGGCACAGCCUUGUCGAAGUGAUGGACUCGGACAGAUGGGACGCAAGAGAUUUCGAUGAAGCUGAUGUGGCUAUCCUUACAAGGAUCCUCGAUGCAAGCACAAGGGACAUCGAAGCUUGGGUAGAUGCCUCAAAGAUUUGGCUCUCGGAUAAGAGCCAAGAGGGUACAUCGAAUUCGUCAGGUGCCAAUGGCACCGGAAAAGACAAGGUGCGGACUGCAGUUAUCGACGAGCAGAAGUACAUACUUUCGCAGUCUGCAGUGGCAAUGAUGAGAAGCAUCCAAGACUUCCAGUUCCUCAUGGCCAAUAUUCCCAAUAUGAUCCAGGACAUUGCGCCUAGCCUACUGGAGUCGCUGAAAUUGUUCAACUCCCGGUCUUCCCAACUCAUUCUUGGUGCUGGAGCCACAAGAAGUGCUGGCUUAAAGAACAUCACCACGAAGCACCUUGCCCUUUCCUCGCAAGCUUUGAGCUUUAUAAUUGCAUUGGUUCCAUACAUCCGGGAAUUCGUCCGUCGCCAUGCGUCGUCUAGUCCUUUGAUGGGCGAAUUUGACAAGGUGAAGCGACUGUACCAAGAACAUCAAUCUGGAAUCCAUGAAAAGUUGGUCGACAUUAUGGGCUCACGAUCUGCCGUGCAUGUCAAUACAAUGAAGAAGAUCGACUGGGAUUCGACCGCGGGAUCGAAUAACGUGAACACAUACAUGGAGACCUUGACAAAGGAAACCGGCACGCUGCAUCGUGUUUUGAGCAAGCAUCUUCCAGACAUGACUGUCCUGAUGAUCAUGGGCCCAGUCUUUAACAGCUACCGGGAGCAGUGGACCAAAGCGUUUGAAGCAGCACCUGUCAAGUCUCAAACUGGAAAGCAGAGGAUGCAACGAGACGUCGAGUACUUUCACAGCAAGAUGAGCAAGAUAGACGGCUCUGGGAAUAUCGGCGAACGCCUUCUUGAGCUGGUCAAAGGAAAGACCAUCGCGGCAGAGGCCAAGGAGCAGGCCUCCGGCAAAGCCUCGUCGUCAUCGGAUUCGACAGAAAAAAGCGACGGGGCAUGAAUGGUGAUGAGUUGACUGUUUUAUACAUUUUCAUCGCAUAGGUACCCUUGGAUUUGCACCUAGAUUUCCUAGGACUGUACAUAAGAUGAGCGAGUUCUUUCAUUUUCCUGGGCGUCUAGCGCCAGCAUUUUAUUAUUGAUUUUAUACCUGCAGAGUCAUCAAUUAUAAUUAGACUCAUGUCCUACUUGAACGAACCAAUUGAGUAGUCGACAAUAUGUAGAAAGCAAAGUGGA